This is a messenger RNA of Ectocarpus sp. CCAP 1310/34, 2090 nucleotides long. The record is from the annotation of a GenBank genome assembly. NCBI's taxonomy places the organism in Eukaryota, Phaeophyceae, Ectocarpales, Ectocarpaceae.
UUUCAAGAUUUUCGUGGUUGACAUUACAUGUGGGCCCCUGUUGUGUAGGAGUAGUUUUCUAAUUUUUGUCUGUGACUCGUUGAGUUCCAUAGUUCGUUCUUCUGUGGAUGAAGAAGGCGGCGCUUGCUUGUUGCCUGCCCUUUCUGCUGAUGACGUCAUUGCUUGGCGCAGCGCUGGACUUACGUCGUCGUCUUGAGACCACGAGAGCCUGCCAUAAUGUGCGUUAUACCGUGAAGACCAGUUACGGAACAGAAUAGAAGUAGUACAUUUCUGUGCAAUACUGUGGUGACUGCUUACCGUGCAAGGAAAUUAGCGUGGUGACCAAUUACCACACGGAAUCUACCGUGGUCGCUGGAACUGCCCAAAAAUUACUGUAUUGAAUGGUAGUUUCUGUUAACGCGGGAAUGGUAUCGACAUGAAAACCUGGUAACGAAGACAGAUCUGAAAAAAAGGAAGAAAACAAUGGCCUUACGUGCCUAAAAGGAUGGGAACUCAAGGGGGGGGUUGCCCCGGGAGAAGGGAGUCUCCAUCCCUCGUCAGUGCCUCCAAUCGUUGGUCAGCAGACCGCGACAUCGUCUUCAAUAGCCACACACACAGUAUGUGUCCAGGAGACAGGGCAGAUGGCCAGCGGGAAACAAGUGCCAAACGCAAGCGUUCAGAUUUGAGUUGCAUUAGACUAUAGAAGAUUCCACGAACAUUCAAACAUUUUCUGAAAAUUUCUUCGCCUCCGUGAGAAAGUUGAGGCAACUCGAACUCAACAAUUCUUGUCCCCAACUCUCCUCGGCAAUUUGUCAUCAUUGUUCCCCCGACUUCCUCGGGUGCCGUGAAAGUUCUUGAACACGGUUGAGUGUUGUUGUGAAAUGAAUCAAUCAAGGGUGUGCUUAGAAAAGUACUAGGGUUAAGGAUUAGCCCCCCGCCCCUCAAUGGGGCGGGCAGCUACAAGAGAAGGAGGGCGGUGAAGGUUUGGGAGGAAGUGAAGUGUACGAAGAAGGAAGACGAUCAAUGAAGGGUGGUGUAUUGUAGCGGUUGCCGAGAUUGACGCAAUAGAAAAACAUCAUCACUCUCGUCAUUCAUAAGACCUUUCAGAAGUAAUACAGUGUGACGUCACACGCAUGACCAUUGGCCCUUUUUUUCGUCUCUUCACGCAACGUUCGUUCAGGCGUGGAGGCCUUCACGCGUCGCCCAUGCAGUUGCACCAAACUGCGCUGCCAAACAAACCUCUUUCAAAUAUCGUAAGCCAUCGAACUGAAGGUCUUCAUUGCAACUUUGCUAGUUGGCUCGUUCGUCUGUCGCGCCCGAAGAAUACGAAAGAGGCCCACCGCACUGACUGCUUGGCUGCUGUGACGUUUUUUCUGGACACGCCACAUCGAUCACCCUGCCACACUACGAUCACGCGGUCGCAAACACCGAUCGCGACGGAACCUUUGGCAUGCGCCUUAGCGCUGAGCUAUUUACUUCUGUAUCCGUUUGCCUGUGGUAGGCUGACGUUGACAGGGGUAGAUCCUGUAGCGUGCUGCGCAGCGCCUGAACUCUCUUGCUCCGAGCAGUUGUGUACCAUGGUAUCUGUUGUCGUUUGAAAACGUUCAACCAGAAUCUCAACAGAGAACGUCUGUUGCGAGGUGCUGUGCUAUCGAGCAAAAUGUGUGUGUGUGCACACGAGCCUCUUUCCACCCUCCGCCUGCCAUUGUUCCUGCCACAUGGUUGGGCUCCCUCUGGCGAAAUACCGUAAAAAUGAUACAAGAUAACACACCCCGGUGAAAACAUUUUUGGGUUUGAAAAUAUUAUCACCGGGUGUGGUAUCCUGUGGGGGGUGUGUUAUCUUAUGCACCCCGGGUGAAAAAGUGCAGCUCGCAGGGGCCCCUAAGGAGGUGUGAUAAACCAGGGGGUGUGAUGGCACGUCCGAACAACCACAGGGCGUAUUUGGGGGUGUGACAAUGAGGGGGUGUCCACCAACACCAGCUGAGAGGCUUUAAGGGUGCGUGUUGACUCGUCUACGGUACUCGCACGUGCUGCUGAGAGCGAGUCAGCAACUGGCUGCUGGUGAGGCGAGGCGGUGGCUGUUAUGUUGGCGCCUGUUGUCGUGCCAGCUG